GGAGCUUAGAGGACUAGGUGUGGGACCUGGGUGAUCCUGAGGGGCUCAGAGAUUUGGGAGCUUCAGGCCAGGGCUUUUCUCUGGGUCAUAAGGGGGCUGGAGGGCUUGGGGCCAUGGGGGCUGGGGAGUCUGAGCUUCAGGGCUCUGAGGGGCUGGGGGCCCAGGGGGCUGUGCCGGCCUGGGCUCCUGAGCCUGUUUUCCUGCCCUGAGCCCAGCGGUUUCCAUGAGAGCCGUUUGUUUCCCCAGGCUGUAGAGCCUGCGGCAUUGCCAAGGGCUGUGGUGGAGCCCUGGGAGGGGAGGCCAGGGCUGCCAGGGGAGAGGGUUUAGGGACAGUGUGGGUAAUAAAGAGAUAAAGUAGUCUGGUCUUUUGCUGGAUCAGCUCUGGGGCUGGCAGGAUGCAGAAGGGAAAAGGUGGGAAUGUGCUGCCCUGAGCUGGGAGGGGCACCCAGCUGUUUCUGUGCCCCCUGAGAGGGCACGGGCACUUCUGAAGGAACUCUUAGCAGGGGGAGGAUCCCUUGGGGGCUGCUCAGGUGGUUCUUCAGCAUCCCAGCCCCGUGUGGGGUGAGCUGGACCUCCACCCUGCACAGAUGGGUUUGUUCUGGGCCCCUGUGAUCCUCCGGCAGCCAUGGCUGUGUGAAGUGAAGCAGCCUGGGAUGGGCAGCAGGGCUUUUCCCUCCCUUUAGUCCUCGGCUGGAAUCCUGGCCCAUAAAUGUGACAGCAGCCCAUGGGCUGGGUGAAAGCAGUGAGGAGCUCUCCUGGAGUCUCUCCAGGGCUGUGCUUGGCUUAUUUGCCAUGUGGCAUUUGGAGGUUUUGUCCUGUUGGGGAGCAGUUCCGGCUCUGAGUGCCGGUGUUUGCCGGAGCUCCUGGUUCCAGGCUGGCUGCUCCAUGCCUUCCCCUCUGUGCUGUGCUGUGCUUCCAGGGCUCCUUCCUGCUGCUCCAGCAUGAAGAGCACGCGGAGCUGCUGCUCCGUGCAGAGCUCUGACGUGGCAGAGCUGAUCCUGACGGGGCUCCCGGCGCCGGUGUCGCGGCGCCCCGGCAGCGCCUCUCCCGCCAAGCUCAUGGCGCGCUCCGUGUCCGUGGCUGCCGAUGGCAAAGCCAAGAGGAACGCCCCGGAAGAUGCGGGACCCCGGGCCAUGAACAACCUGCGCAGGUCCAACAGCACCACCCAGGUGAACCAGCGGGUGAACAGCUCACACAGCUCGGAGCAGACAGGAGACUUCCUGGCCUUCUUUGAGGGUGACCCAAUAGGAAGGAAGAAACUGGCAGCUCUGAGCAAAACCUCCCCGGAGAAGAAAACCACAUGGAAUAUCUUGGAUGACCAGCCCCGAGUGUUCCCGGGCCCCUCUGGCUCCCACGGCUUCGAGCCGCCCGCGGGCAUGAGGAGGAAGGAAGCCACAGUGCUCCUGGCUGCCAACUUCACUGCCAACAACAGGAGCAACAAGGGCGCAAUGGGCAACUGCGUCACCACCAUGGUGCACAACAACUACUCCACUGCUGAGAGGGGCCCUGCUCCCAAGAGCUCCAACCAGGCUCCCAGUUCCCUCAACAAUGUCGUCAAAGCGGCCUCAAACGAGGACGGGGAAGGCAGCAGCAGCCUCGUGAAGUCUCAGAAGAAUUUCUCCAGCAACAACAUCAUGACCCACAACAACAACAGCAGCAGCAGCGUUCCCCGGAGGAGGGAAGUGACUGAGGAAGAGGCUGAGAGGUUCAUCCAGCAGGUGAACAUGGCUGCUGUCACCAUCCAGCGCUGGUACCGGCGGCACUCGCAGCGGCACAGGACGGCGGCUGCGGCUCUGGGACGCCUGAUGGCUGCCAAGAGGGAGGAAAGGCAGCAGCGGAUGGAGGAGGGGAAUAUCCUGGAUUUGCAGGAGAGGAAGGACGAGGAGCGACGCAAGAUCCGAGAGGAGAAGGCACGCCUGGCCCGGCACACUGCCAUCCAGGAGCUGCAGCAGAAAAGGGCCCAGAAGGCCUCGGAGACGAAGCGCUCGGCAGAAGAGCAGGUGCUGGUGAAGGAGAGCAGGAGGGUGCCCAAGAAGAAGCCUGGUGCCAAACCUGCCUCAGCCAGGAAUGCCAGCCCGGCUGGCAGCCUCACCAAAGCCAACAAUGCCGAGGCCAAUUCCCCCUCGGCAGCCUCGGAGCUGGAAGGAAGCAGCCUGGGAGCUCUUGGCUCCGUGCCCUUGCAGGACCCCGGGGCAGAGGACAAACUGCAGGAUGUGAGCUCCAGGGAGACAGGUAACGAGGACCUGGAGACAGCAGUGGCUGCUGGCAGCAGGGCUCCAUCCAAGGUCACACUCAACGAGCUGCUGGACACGCUCCGGCUGCUGGAGGAGGAGCCAGAGCUGCUGCCCCCACCCAGGCUCCUCAAGAAGGACAGAUAUGCCUGGAUGGACAGGCAGGAGUCCAGCUCCAACUCCCUGACUGCUGAUAACCUGGAGAAGUUUGGGAAGCUGAACCACCCUCCAGGGGUCCCCGAGGACGGGGCUCUGCUCUCAGAGGCCAAGCUCCAAAGCAUCAUCAGUUUCCUGGAUGAGAUGGAGAAGUCAGAGCAGGAGAGGCCCAGGUCAGCUGCCUCAGCCACGCAGCGGGAGAGUUUCCUUUUGGAAGAGGAGCUGGCUCACGUGGAGCAGGUGUCGGCGGUUGCCACAGAGGUGACAAGCUCCAUGAUGAGGCUGAAGCUGGAAGUGGAGGAGAAGAAGAGAGCCAUCAGCCUGCUUCAGACUGCUCUGACCCAGCAGCGGGAACUGACUGACCGACACGUCAAACAGACCGAGAAGGAGCUCAGCCAGCAGCUCAGGCUGCAGAGGGAGCAGUAUGAGGCAGCUAUCCAGAGGCACCUGGCCUUCAUUGACCAGCUCCUCGAUGACAAGAAGGUGCUGAGUGAGAAGUGUGAGGCCGUGGUGGCAGAGCUGAAACAAGUGGACCACAAGUACGGCCAGAAGAUCACCCAGAUGCAGGAGCAGCAUGAGCUGGAGAUUAAGAAACUGAAGGAACUCAUGAGCGCAACUGAGAAAGUCCGGCGGGAGAAGUGGAUUGAGGAGAAAACCAAAAAGAUCAAAGAAAUCACUGUGAAAGAGCCAGCCAGGGGCACCAGGUGGGAUCCAGGCCGAGCCGUGCCCGUCCUUCCCCCUGUCCCAGGGCUGGAGCCGGAGAUCCAGAAGCUCAUGGCCAAGCACCGCGAGGACAUCCGGCAGCUGAAGCUGCUGCACGAGGCCGAGCUGCUGCAGUCGGACGAGCGGGCGGCGCUGCACUACGGGCGGCAGGCGCAGGAGCUGCGGGGGCUGCUGGAGCGGGAGAAGGAGGAGCAGAGCCAGCGGGAGCGGGAGCGGGCCCGGCAGAGGUGUGAGCAGCAGCUGGAGCAGGAGGAGCAGGCACUGGAGCUGCAGCGGCGCCGGCUCUAUGCCGAGGUGGCCGAGGAGAAGGAGCGGCUGAGCCAGCAAGCAGCCAGGCAGCGAGCAGAGGCAGAGGAGCUGCGGCGGCAGCUGGAGGCCAACAGCUCGGCCCUCACCCGGGCACUGCGGGACGAGUACACCAAGGAGAAGGAGGAGCAGGAGAGGCGGCACCAGGCAGAACUGAAGGUGCUGAAGGACCAGCUGGAGCUGGAGAAGCAGGCCUGGGAGGCCAACUACGUGAAGAAGGAGGAAGCCUGGCUGCUGUCCCGGGAGCGGGAGCUGCGGGAGGAGAUGAGGAAGGAGAGGGACAAAGAGAUCGAGCUGGUGAUCCAGCGCCUGGAGGCCGACACAUCCUUGGCCAAGGAGGAGUGCGAGAGGGCAGCGGAGAGCAGGAUCAAGAGGAUCCGAGACAAGUACGAGGUGGAGCUGCAGGAGCUGGAGCGGUCGGAGCGGAAGCUGCAGGAGCGCUGCAACGAGCUCAAGGGGCGGCUGGCCGAGCUGGAGGGGGAGAGCAUGCGGCUGCAGGGCCUGCUGAAGCACAAGGAGCAGGAGCUGGAGGAGAUGCGGAAGGAAUUUGCGGACAGGCUGGUGGGGAUGGAGGAGGAGAACGCGCGGCUGAAGGCAGAGAUGGCGGAGCUGAGGGCCCGGCAGCACCUGGAGCUGGACAGACUGGUGAGGGAGAAGGACCAGGAGCUGGAGGAGGUUCACAGGAGGGUGAAGGCGGCCGUGCUGAGGAAGGAGGAGAGCAUGAGCAGCCUGCGGAAGCAGUACGAGGUGAGUGGGGGCUCCCCGGGCCUGCCCUGGCUGUGGCUGGGCGGGCACUGCGAGCUCCCUGUCCCCUGUGCUGUCCCCUGUGCUGUCCCCUGUGGCAGGCGGCCGUGCAGAGAGCCAGCCUGCUGGAAUCGCUGCUGCAGCGGCAGCGGCAGCUGGCUGCGGAGUGACCGUCCUGCCGGGCAGGGAGCGGGGCUGGCGCCGGCCUCGGGGCCUCCCCUCCCUCCUCCCCUCUUCUCCACAGCCUGGUCCCAAUGCCCUGGCCGUGCUGGGACACCUGGUGACCUUUAGAUGGUUGGGAGUUUUGUUCUGAUAAUAAAUCUCUGC
This is a messenger RNA of Onychostruthus taczanowskii (white-rumped snowfinch), 4487 nucleotides long. It is a transcript of the gene CEP131, whose product is annotated as centrosomal protein 131. Gene Ontology annotation, biological process: intraciliary transport involved in cilium assembly; cilium assembly; regulation of centrosome duplication. The record is from RefSeq and is a predicted model, not a curated record. Gene Ontology annotation, cellular component: centriolar satellite. NCBI's taxonomy places the organism in Eukaryota, Metazoa, Chordata, Aves, Passeriformes, Passeridae. The coding region runs from base 942 to 4451 and encodes 1169 amino acids. The transcript is spliced from 24 exons.